AUGUCUUCGUUGAUCGGCCGAUCCCAAUCUACCCGCAGCAAGAACGAUGACCACAAGUCCGUUCCCAAGCACCGAUUCGCCCUCUCCUCUCUCCGUGGCAUCCAACAACCGGAGCUGUCCAAGAAGCUUUACAAGCUCAUCAAGUCGGAGAACCACGUCAUCGGCGCCUACGAGCAGGCCGGGAAAGAGUCGCAGGGUGUCGCCAGCCAGCUGAGCGACUGGGGCGAAGCCACCGAGGACGAGAGCUUGAGCGACAUCUCCGACAAGCUCGCCGUGCUGCUCUCCGAGAUCGCCGAGCAGGAGGACGUCUUCGCCCAGAAUCUCGAGGAGAGCCGUGGCACCCUGAAGCAGAUCCGCAACACCGAGUCCAGCGUGCAGCCCACUCGCAACCACAAGGCUAAGAUCCUCGACGAAAUCGCCAAGCUCAAGCAAAAGGAGCCCGAAUCCACCAAACUCGUCACCCUCGAGCAGGAGCUCGUCCGCGCCGAAGCCCAGUCCCUCGUCGCCGAGGCUCAACUCACCAACGUCACCCGCCAGAAGUUCAAGGAGGCCUACGACCUCCGCACCGCCGCCAUCAUCGAGCGCGCCGAGAAGCAGAUCCUGCUCGCCCAGCACGCCCGCGAGCUCCUCAGCCUGCUCGACGAUACGCCCAUCGUCCCCGGCGAGGACCGCCAGGCCUACGCCAACGAGCUCGCCGCCCGCGAGAUCCUCAACGACGCCGAGUCCUCCCUCCGCCACUGGACCAAGACCGCCCAACCCAUCUCUUCCUCGGAGAGCAAGCUGGGCCCGAACGCCAUGGCUUCCCACGUCGAGCCUCCCACCACCUCCUCCUCCACCGUCGCCGCCCCCGCGACCACCACCACCGCCAGCACCACCGCUGCUCCCGUCAGCACAACCGGCGCGGCCGCCACCGAGCCAGCCUUCACCGCCCCCGCGGCCGGCGCUACCACCACCGAGGUCUCGCCGCCGUACCCGACCAGCGAGGUCACCACCAACGCCGCGCUCGCAUCUUAG
Molecule: messenger RNA, 1014 nt
Organism: Dissoconium aciculare CBS 342.82
Lineage: Eukaryota; Fungi; Ascomycota; Dothideomycetes; Mycosphaerellales; Dissoconiaceae
Exons: 3
Coding region: 1-1014 (337 amino acids)
Biological process (GO): endocytosis; eisosome assembly; negative regulation of protein kinase activity
Cellular component (GO): plasma membrane; eisosome filament
Molecular function (GO): lipid binding
Source: RefSeq, a predicted model, not a curated record